Molecule: messenger RNA, 4830 nt
Organism: Pleurotus ostreatus (oyster mushroom)
Lineage: Eukaryota; Fungi; Basidiomycota; Agaricomycetes; Agaricales; Pleurotaceae
Exons: 5
Coding region: 1-4830 (1609 amino acids)
Source: RefSeq, a predicted model, not a curated record
AUGGACCCUUUGUUCAACCCCAACAACUCUCAACCAGACUACGGCGCCCACGAUAUGUCAAUGAUGGUUGACGAUGCCGAAAUCGCGCCUGGUGCCUCACAGCCAAUAGCCGACAGCAACUUUUUUUGUAGUUCACCCGCAGCCUUGCAUCAAUCUGAUGAUGAAUAUGCCACCCCCCCUCAUCACAAAAUCCCUUUAGAAGACGUCGACACGAUGAUGUCGAUUUACGACCAGACAGCCGCGACAGAUCCGAGCCGACUGUUCGACGGCGACGAUACCAACUCCACGCCAAACGAUCCACCAGCUGGGUCCUCAGAUACCAGUGAUGAAGACUACAAGCCCUCGGACUUGGGUGCUGGCGACGAGGCGGGCGACGAGGAAAAUGAUGAGGAGCAAGACGAGGAGCCACCAGCUGGGUCCUCGGACGCCGGUGACGAUGACGCCGGUGACGAGGAACAAGGCGACAAUGAAGAGCUCCAGGAGGAUGACCAUGAGCCCUCGGACUUCGGAGAUCGAGAUGGUGAAGGGGAGGAUGAAGAGGACGCUGACGCGGUCAGCGACACGGAUACUGAAGAUCCGGCUGCUCUUCCCCAGCACGGCGGCGGCAAGAGGGACGUUCUAGAUCCCAACGACAUCCUCAAAGAUGGGGCCAAACGAACCAUCAAGCUGACACCGCGAGCUACCAGAACUACGCAAGCCUCAGCAGCACAACGAGACCCCAUAGGGAAAAUCCCAGCACUGCGACUUGACCCGGACGGGGAGGAGAUGAUGUCGCCACCCCCAUCCCCGUCACCACAGCGGCCACGAGCGUCUGCCCUAUCCUCAGCACCUCUCGACCACGGCGAGAUCCACUGGUCCCCGUCACCACGAGCGUCUCCUCCAGCCCUAGCACCCCUUGACCACGGCGAGAUCCACUGGUCCGACGGACCCGAGGGUCCUGUCAUUAGCUUGCGCAUUGUCAAUACCGCGGAGGACGACCCGGAACAUGAUGUCUACAAAAUACCGAUCACAGAUAUCAGAGAGCAACCCAAGUCGGGGCUCCUUGCCGUAUCGCGAUACCUUCUUGACCACGUAGCGGGGCAGAAAAACGAUCCCGCCGACUAUGGCAUCAUCUUGCCCAAGCGACCAAUUGCGCUCAGGACGGCAGACGAGAUUGAUGAUGACAGGGAAGAGGAGGAAGAAUACGAUGUCAACCAGCUCUCACCUCGCCGCCCUGGCAGGCUUCUCACACAAGCACUCGACAUGGUGGAUUGCGGCAUCGGGCUCCUAGAUCCCAUUCGCCGAAGCCUCGCGGAACUCGCAGGAGUAUCGGAGAAUUUCAUUCAAGCUAGGUGGGAUAAAAGGAAGGGGGGUACAGGCAAAGGCUUAGGACAAGGUCGAUGGCGAGCAUGGGUUCGCUACUACCACAGCAAACCGGCCAUCAUCAUGGAACGCACUGGAGUGACUUUGCAGGAAGGCGAGGAAAAGUGGCACAACUCCGUGGCGUCUCGGUGCUACGACCGAUUCAAGCAGCUCUUCCCCGACACACACGCCGAAAUCAUUGACAACCUGACCGCGUUGGCCGAAUUGGAACGCCAACCGCAGACCGUGCAUCAACGUGGGGGGCAAUGGGACGAGUACUGCCGAGAUUUGAGAGAAUUAAUGCAGCGUGGCCACGAGUUGGGAUUCGAGACUUACGCCGUCGCUGGCGGCUCGAACAUCCAUCAAGACAAAGGCCUUAGCUUCAUUCACGAGACGCAGUUCGCGGAGGGGUUCUUAGCAAAGAAGAUGGGCAAGAAGCACAGUGAUCACCUAGCCCAUUUUAUCUCUUACAUUCAAAACAAAGUAUCCGACGCCAUUCUCGAGGACGAGGACGAGGAUGAUCCCAAGGGUACGAAGCCAUCAAAGCCAUCAAAGCCAUCAAAGCCCUUGAAGCCCACAAGGUCCACAAGGUCCGCGAAGCCUAUGAAGGCCACGAAGGCCUCGACUUCGAAGAACCCCCCCUCGGUCAUAUCUAUCUCAAGUGAACACGCUGACCCCCCCGGCGAAGGCUUGGCCAAAGUAGGUGAUCGUUAUCACCAAGCACGGCAUGCCCUGUCGGCUGCAGCUGCACCCGUGGGCCUUUCCCUCAACGUGAAUCAAUUCCCCUGGAGCACGAUGCCGGGGGUACUAGCCAACGCAGGAGUGCGCAUCGUCAAUUACCCCGUUGGCGUCAUAUUUCCAGGGCACGAGAAAGACAAGCAGCGAGGCAUUACAGCGGCUAGCGCAGUCCACAUCGACUCCAUCCUCGAGCACCUCAGUCCGUCGGCCGCACAGCAAAUCAGAUUCGAGCUAAUCCCGGAUGCUGUCGUAAAACGCUACGCUGAUAAACGCGGAAAGCUGCCAGUUAUCAUCAACGCGGCACCGCAGCCUCAAUCAAAAAUCGUGCGGGGCUCCCGAUUGCUUGCCGACUCUAGCGUAGAUGAUCAAGGCCCUUGGCGACUCAAGCCCGGGGAUCAGGAGGACUCUCCAAACUUUGUGGAGUCUAUUGACGAAGAUGGACCGUCCAAGGCACGGACACGCAUUCGGAAACGCAAGGAGCGGGCUCUACUUAGUGAGUCAGAUGCGCCUGAGCCUAGCGAAGCAGAGCGGCGCGUGCUGCGUUCCGAACGGAAAGGCAAAGGCAAGGCUCGUGCCACUGGCACUGAAUCAGCCCUCAGCGUCUCUGAUGAGGACUCCCGUGGCGUACAGCACAAAAGGCUGCGACGCCAGGAAGCCUCGCCUGAUACGGCAAUCGAAGUCAAGACCCCUCAGGGGAUCUUGAACAAGCAGCCUGCAGGCAGCCAUGAUGCCCUUCCGCCGUUGAAGAAAGCGCGAUCAGUAGUCGAAGUGGUGAUUCCUACGCCUCGCAAGAGGAUGCCUGAUGCGACCAGCACGCCGAUGCCUGAUGCGACCAGCACGCCGAUGCCUAUCAUUAAGGCGACCUCGAAAUCCAAGAGUCAAGCCGCGGCACCAGCUGAGGCAGGCUCAUCGAAGGACGCCGCACCUGUCCCCGCUCCUACUGGGCCACCCAGGAAGGCCUCGAAAGCGACGGCACCAGCUGAGGCAGGCUCAUCGAAGGACGCCGCACCUGUCCCCGCUCCUACUGGGCCACCCAGGAAGGCCUCGAAAGCGACGGCACCAGCUGAGGCAGGCUCAUCGAAGGACGCCGCACCUGUCCCCGCUCCUACUGGGCCACCCAGGAAGGCCUCGAAAGCGACGGCACCAGCUGAGGCAGGCUCAUCGAAGGACGCCGCACCUAUCGCCCCUGUCCCCGCUCCUUCUGGGCCACCCAAGAGCUCAUCAAAGGAUGCCGCGCCUGUCCCCGCUCCUACCGGGCCACCCAAGAAGGCCACGCCUGCCGCCAGCACCUCGAAAGCUGAGAAGUCGUCCAAAGCUGCAGCGCACGCCGAGGUACCUGACCCCAAGGCCCCCAGAGCUGCGGCAGCCCGCCCCACCACCGAAGCUACCAACCCCUCAGAUGUGGGACCGAAGGCGGCGCCACUCGCCACCUCGAAAGCUGAUUCAGCACCUAAUGCGGCCUCGCAGGUGGAACCCGGGUUGAAGCCAAUCUCUGGCUCAAAAGGUGAAGCCAAGGCUCGUCAACGCAGCAGCUUGAAAGACGACGCGAAAGGUGCGACGAAGGCCCGACGAACCAGCACUACGAAACCGCCAAAGGCAGCUGUCAGUGUCGCAGAAGCGCCUGCGACCUUGAGUCCCGGGACUUCGAAACAAAGACCCUCGAACGCAAGUGCAGAUGGCGCACCUGAAGGAGUCGCCGAAGCCUCGCUCACCACUCCUGAAGGCGAUGGUGGAACACCAACUUUCCGCCCCGUUCCCCGCCGCCGCCUGCCACCAUCAACCUCGUUAGGAGACCUUGACAGUGUUCCCCCAUACGAGGGCCUGCCCCGAAGGACGACAUUUCCGGUCCAAGUUGGCGGAUAUGGCCGCACAUCUGAGGACGAUCUUGGUAGCAAUCAGGGCAUUCCCCGGGCCGACGCUCGACUCGAUCCCUCAGAGCCCCGUGUCCACGACUAUCGCCGGGAGCAAGAGUAUCGCCGGGAGCAAGAGUAUCGCCGGGAGCAAGAGUAUCGCCGGGAGCAAGAGUAUCGCCGGGCGUUCUACCCUCGCCCAGCCCGAUCGAUUGCAGGCUCACACACCGGGAGCAUGGGGGAGCUUGACGGGCGAGAAUACAACAGUGGCCCCAGCUACGAACACCACGACUACCUACGAAGCCGAGAACCCUUCGAUUACCCUGCCCACAGCCGUGACCACAGUCAUGAUGAGUAUCCUGGGUACGAGCGAGUCGGCGAGCAUGCAGACGAGGCACAUCGCCGUCCUUACCCCCCACAUGGCCGUGAACGUAGUCAUGAGCGCCCUGACGGCCCCCGCGGACGCGCCUUCGAGCAACACGAAAACGAGCCAAAUUGCCGCCCCUACCCCUCACGCAGCCGCGAACGUAGCCACGAGCCCAAUGACGGCGGCCCCGCUUUCGUACCACAUGAAAACGAGCCAAACCGCCGCUCCCGUGGUUACCCAUCAGACGACUAUCCAAGAGCGCGCGACUUCUACCCUCAAGAUCGGAGGCACAACUACUAUGAUCGCCCCUUUGGUACUCGCUAUCCCUCUGAUUACGACUUCGACCCGCGCAACCCUCGCGACGCUGGAUUCCACGAACCCUCGUACUACUAUCGGGACGGCUACGGAGACAUGUACAGGGAGAGACGUAGGCCCGAGGGCUAUCGCGUCCGCCCACAGUCUCCAUCUCGUGCCAGGUCCCCCAGCAUCGCUCCUGCUGGUGCUCCUUCCGAAACGGAGGCAACAGAGCCAUAG